Messenger RNA from Zootoca vivipara (common lizard), 2365 nucleotides. It is a transcript of the gene NKAIN3, whose product is annotated as sodium/potassium transporting ATPase interacting 3. The record is from RefSeq and is a predicted model, not a curated record. Gene Ontology annotation, biological process: regulation of sodium ion transport. NCBI's taxonomy places the organism in Eukaryota, Metazoa, Chordata, Lepidosauria, Squamata, Lacertidae.
AUGGGCUGCUGCUCGGGGCGCUGCACGCUGAUCUUCCUCUGCACGCUGCAGCUGUUAGCUGCCCUGGAGAGACAAAUUUUCGACUUUCUUGGCUUCCAGUGGGCUCCUAUCCUUGGUAAUUUCCUGCACAUAAUAGUUGUCAUUUUGGGUUUGUUUGGAACCAUACAAUACAGACCUCGGUAUAUAGUUGUGUACUCGGUAUGGACUGCUAUCUGGGUCACAUGGAAUGUUUUCAUUAUCUGCUUCUAUUUGGAAGUAGGUGGGCUUUCUAAGGAAACUGACCUCAUGACUUUUAACAUCUCAAUGCACCGAUCCUGGUGGCGAGAACAUGGACCAGGCUGCAUACGAAGAGUGGUGCGUCCUUCAGCUCCUGGGAUGUUAGAUGAUUUUUCCUAUGUCUCUGUGACAGGCUGCAUCAUUGACUUCCAAUACCUAGAGGUCAUUCACAGCGCCAUCCAAAUAUUACUCUCUUUGAUUGGCUUUGUUUAUGCCUGUUACGUGAUCAGCAUAUUCAUGGAGGAAGAGGACAGCUGUAAGUACUGAAUACACACCUACCCAUCACUGGAGCCACAAUGCUGGGGUCGAAAUAAGUAAUGAGCACUGAUGGAGCUGUACAUGACUUUUAGCAACAUUUUGCUGAGGAAUCAACCUGUUCAAAGGAAGCACCAGCCUUGCAAGACCGUCUCACAGAAGAGACGCAACAUGCACUUAACCUGGACUGUGGAUUCCUCUGCCAACGUGGGACUGAAUAGAUCAGCCACCGACUCAUUUUUCUUAUCAUUGUUGUUAGGUGGAUUCCUGUUAGAUUAUCUUGAAUUUUCUUUUAAUUAUUCACUUUUAUGGACACUUGUAAAUUGUAACUUUUUUUCUUUUUAAAUAAUUUUUAAAAAACAAAUAUCUAAUGUUUAAGGCAUGAAAUAAUUGAAUGUGUGUGAAGUGGGGGGAGGUUUUUUUUCCAGAAUACAGCCAGUAUUUUUGGACUAAUGCAACCAUAGUGUACCUGCAUGUGCUAGUGGUUAUUUCACACAGACAGACAGACAGACAGACAGACAGACACACUUUCCUCAAAAAGCACCAGGUUGUGGGGCAGUAGCAGUGGGGAGCUACAACUGGGACACAACAUUGCGCUUUGCACUUACAGUGGGACAGUUUGCCAUGGGAAGCCACGGUUAAUAGUUUGCCUUGAACGAGGAGAUCACUCCAGCUUUGCUCCACCCCCAGCACAAGCAAAAGCAACAAACCACAACCCUACACUUAGGCACUUCCAGACCACCUGUUUAUUGACCAUUCAUCCUGACUUGUUUGCAGGGAGUGCUGACAACAUUCACUGUUUAAUGAGCAUUCUCUUUGAUUUGCUUGCAGGGUUAGAUGGCACUGACUCAAAUAAAGUAGUAUCCCACACUUUCCAGUGUGUUUCUCUGCCACUUUUCUUAUCACAAAAAGUCCAAUUAGGACGGGGGGGGUGAAUUUGUUGCACCAGAUCUCCAGAUAAGGUAUAAUUGUCCAACCUGAAUUUGCUGGUUGAAUCCAUCUGAAAAUAGUGGCCAUGCGGAAGCCCAAAACAGGGGUGGUGAUCAGUUUCUCUCUGAGUAGAAAGUGUUCUGGAGCCAAUGAUUGUUCUUGGCUUCCUGUUAGUGGCUUGCUUCUUUGAAAGAAACCAUGUUCGAAUGUUAAGGAUUGUGGUUUGUUGCUCCCGCUUGCAAAGGACCAAUCUGCAUGUUCAUGGUAAGCCAUAAGCCAUGAGCCAUAAGCUUACCAUGACAGGCCAGUGAGGACACUUCAAAUCCCAUGAUCAACCUACUAUGUAUGUAGGAAUUCUAAGCUGCAGUUAUUUCCCAUUGAUUGUAAUGAUCACCAUCGUUAUCUAAAUAUCGUAAGAGCCCAGGUCUGUAUGUGCUUACUCAGAUGGAAGCCCCACUGAGUUCAAUGGUGCUUUCUCCCAAGUAAGUAAGUACGGUAUGCAUAAGCAUUUACAACCUAAUUUGCAAAUUGCUUCUUUGCCCAGGUUGCCCCCUUCCAUACAUGCAUUAACUGUUCUUCUUGAUGAUCCAUAGAGAAAUGAAUGGAAACCCUGUUUCAUUCUCCAGAAAUUCAGGGCAUAUGACUGUAAUGUGCACACAUGGUCUUUUAAUUUUUCUCCUAAGAAGGAGCCAAAUAUGAAUUUGUACUACAUUGGGGUAAAGAGCCAAGGGGUGGCACCAACUACAGCCUUACGAUCCUCUGAGGGUUCAUGAUGCCCUUAACUUAAAAGCUGACCAGAAGGCAUUAAUUAUGAAAAUAUGUAUAAAAAUUUGUAAAGUUAUCUGUAAAUACCUUUAGAAUAUGAAUAUGCAUCAAUGUGGCAUUUUGGGUUUUUUUAUUUAGU